This is a messenger RNA of Aspergillus mulundensis, 987 nucleotides long. Its product is annotated as SANT/Myb-like DNA-binding domain-containing protein. The coding region runs from base 1 to 987 and encodes 328 amino acids. Gene Ontology annotation, molecular function: DNA-binding transcription factor activity, RNA polymerase II-specific; RNA polymerase II cis-regulatory region sequence-specific DNA binding. The transcript is spliced from 6 exons. Lineage: Eukaryota; Fungi; Ascomycota; Eurotiomycetes; Eurotiales; Aspergillaceae. Gene Ontology annotation, cellular component: nucleus. Gene Ontology annotation, biological process: regulation of DNA-templated transcription. The record is from RefSeq and is a predicted model, not a curated record.
AUGACGGAGCCUCGUCGCCGCUGGACAACCGCCGAAGACGCCCUGCUGUGGGAUCUGUACCAGGUGCAGGAGAGGGCACCCACAGGCAAAUGCCAGAAGAUCAACUGGAACGAGAUCGCGCGGCAUAUCCCCGGCCGCACGAACAAGGACUGCCGCAAGCGGUUCUACAAUCGGUUCACCGGCGGUCUGCGCAAGGGCUCUUGGACGCAGGAGGAAGACGAGCGGCUGUUCCAGCUCGUCGAGCGGUACCAGUAUCGCUGGGCGGCGAUAGCGCAGAAGAUGGAGACGCGGAAUGCGGAUCAGUGCUCGAAGCGAUGGCAUCACUGUCUGAAUCCGGAGCUGGAGCGGAGUCCGUGGACGGACGAGGAGAACAUGCUGCUCCUCGCAGCCGUCAACUCCCACGGUAGCAGCUGGAAGGAGAUCCAGCGCUGCCACUUCCCGACGAGGUCUGCGAACAAUAUCAAGAACCAAUUCACCAUCCUGUCCCGCAAGAACCUCACCCUCACCCCGGGCUACCUCCAGCCCUGCUGCGACGCUGUCUCCCCCCCAACAAGCAAACCCUCCAGCUCCCGCCGCCCCCCGUCCUCCUCCUCAACAUCAGCAUCAGCAUCAGCAUCAACAUCGGCAUCAGCAAUAGCCUCAACCCCACCCCUAACCAGCUACGCCUCAACCUCAACGCCCUACACCUACGGCUCGCUCUCCUCCACCCCGCAGCUCUCCGCAACCGAGUACCUCCCCGCAACGCCCGAAGCCCCAGCCCUAACCUUCGACAUGCACACGCUCGGCCUGGCCGACCCGGCAUGCGGCUACAUGCCGGCGUACCAGGCGUCGCCGGCGCUGUCGUUCUACGCCAACUCGCCGGACGCGUCGGAGCUGGUGACGAUCCCGGAUGGCAUGGGGAUGCGGUAUGACUUCCGGGACGGGCUGGAGCACGAGCACCUGCAGGAGCGGUAUGCGCUGCAGGUGCAGGGGGCGUUUGGGUACUGA